Molecule: messenger RNA, 624 nt
Organism: Trichomycterus rosablanca
Lineage: Eukaryota; Metazoa; Chordata; Actinopteri; Siluriformes; Trichomycteridae
Gene: batf
Product: basic leucine zipper transcription factor, ATF-like
Exons: 3
Coding region: 1-384 (127 amino acids)
Biological process (GO): regulation of transcription by RNA polymerase II
Cellular component (GO): nucleus
Molecular function (GO): DNA-binding transcription factor activity, RNA polymerase II-specific; RNA polymerase II cis-regulatory region sequence-specific DNA binding
Source: RefSeq, a predicted model, not a curated record
AUGGCUCAGGGCUCAGACAGUAAUGAUACCAGCUACACCAAAUCUCCAUCACCAGGAAACAAACAGGGUUCAACAGACGACAUGAGGAAGGUAAUGAGGAGGGAGAAGAAUCGCAUUGCGGCCCAGAAGAGCCGGAUGAGACAAACACAAAAAGCCGACAGUCUUCACCUGGAGAGUGAAAAUCUGGAAAAAGAGAAUGCAGCUCUGCGAAAGGAAGUGAAGCGAUUGACAGAGGAAGUGAAGUAUCUGUCCACGGUACUAAGCAACCACGAGCCGCUGUGCACCACCCUGAGUGUCACGCCCGCCGACCUGCUGUACAGCACACACACACAUGCACACACACCCUUCCACCAGCACAUUAACGCAUCACACUACCCUCUCUGACCUGCAGGCAAUACUGUCGGGGGGAGCCGGGCGGUGGUGAGGGCGGUGGUGUUAGGGCUCAGGUCACACACAACAUACUGGAUGCCAAAUUACACAGCUGAAGAGAACCAGCAAAACCAGUGAAAUAACUUGGGGGUGGAGGGCACUGCCAAGGCUGUUCCCGAAAAAGUGCACUCUGAUCAUCUUCUACAGUCAUGAAUGAACUAAACGUCCGUUAUUUAAGAUCAGCUAGUGAUUUUG